Molecule: messenger RNA, 2901 nt
Organism: Ictalurus punctatus (channel catfish)
Lineage: Eukaryota; Metazoa; Chordata; Actinopteri; Siluriformes; Ictaluridae
Gene: oc90
Product: otoconin 90
Exons: 13
Coding region: 1-2619 (872 amino acids)
Biological process (GO): phospholipid metabolic process; arachidonate secretion; lipid catabolic process
Molecular function (GO): calcium ion binding; phospholipid binding
Source: RefSeq, a predicted model, not a curated record
AUGAGUGUACUGGACACAGCCAUUGAUGCAAGUAACAUUGAUGCCUCACAGUUCCACACUCCACAGGUUGAUUUAGAGCUCUGGUUACUAUCUGGUGGAGCCUCUCAUGUUCUGCCCAUGUCUCAAUGGGUUCUUUUCUGGGUUCUCUGCAUUCCUCCCAUCUUCCAAGGCAUGUGGAUUGUUGACACAAAAUUGCCCCUAGUGAAAAGCAGUUAUGUGUUCUGCCCAGAUACAAAUGUCCUCAACGCAGAUCAUCUUCUGAUAGAUUGUCUGGGUGAGCGGUUCAACUGGCUUUAUUCAGUGUUUGAUAAUUUGCCAUCUUUGGUGGAGUUUGCGAUGUGGAUGCACUGUGAGACUGGUGUAUGUCCAACUGAUCUUGAAGGCCACAGACACUACUGCAGUUACAUAAGCAUCCAGAACAGAACACACACUCGAACACCCAGCGAUACACUCGACUGGUUAACACUCUGGGUAAUGAGUCAAUUAAACUCACACAAUUGUGUGUGUGUGUGUAGGUGCUGUUUUGACCAUCAUAGAUGCUAUCGCGAACUAGAAGAAAUAUAUUGCAGAAAGACUCCACCAGCACACACCAAUUACACCUGCUCCCAUCUCACCAACAACAGCUGUGAUUCACGUGACAUGUGUGAACAAGGAUUCUGUCUGUGUGACCGAGAAGCCAUAGCCUGCAUUGGCAACAACUCCCACUUUGUCCUUCCAAAUCAGCAUGAGAAAAAGGAUUUCAACAGCCCAGGACUCACAGAAUGGAUGGAAGCAUCAACACAGAUUUCAGAUAUGGAUAUAAUGCUUGCAGAACUGGAUAUUACUCUGAAUGGAAGUAACUUCACUGAGGGUAACUAUAUGGGUAACUUCACUGAGGAUUUUUUACUGACAAACAACACUCUGAAAAACCAGAGCCACGGUGCAGGGCACUCUGGGAUACCGCCAACAGGGACGGAGAGUGAUCAAAUCCUGUUUCACCCAGAAACCAUGUCCCUGCCAGCCAAACUAAAGACUGAGGCUACACCGACUCCUACACAGCUGUCUCCUGAGGACAAUAGAGAUGAAAGCAAGGAAAAGAUAAGCAGUGAGGAUGAACAAAUAAGAAAAAGGCUGCAGGUCACCACCCCAAGCAAGAUCACUGAAGAUCAGGCCAAAUUGUUUGAGAUAAACACACUAGCUAACACACACACCACCACAAAGCAUCUCUCACAAGAUGAGGAGGUGACAGACACAGAGAGUCAGGAUGAAGAAGAACACAGUGAUGAAGACAAUCUGCAGACAAGUGCAGAAAUACCGGAUAGGAUUGCUGGUCACACAACUGCACUGAAUGACAUCACCAUCACUCCCAUGACCUCUCACCUCUUACUUAAAAAUCUUCUGCAACACAUAGAGGUCAAAGCUGACACCCAAUCACAAGCAACUUCAACAUUAUUCCCUAAAACAACAAAUAUGCCAAUAACACACCAAACAUCACCCAGACUCACCACACACACUUCACUUACUAGACCAUUCACACCAAGCACAUUGCAAACACAGACAACUUUCACAAAAUCAACACACACACCGUACACCUCACAUACACUACUUACGAAGCCCACAAGCACCCACAAAUCCUCAGUGACGCUUCACCAAAGCCCUAGCAGCAUAUGGAAAGUCCCAGUUACACACAACCACAAAACUGAGCCUCGCCCGCUACACAUGCCCAGGUUUCCUCACACGCCCAAACCCAAUACCACCUCGUCUUCAUCAACCACCCCUACAAAGGGCUAUUCUGAGGAAGAGGAGGAGGAGGUGGAGGAGGACGAGAAAUAUAAGGAGAUGAAGAGAGAGCUGUUGGACAGUUCCCAGGAGGCAGAGUCAAAAAAGCCUCUUCAGCAAGCAAAGCGAAUGAUGCCACUCUUCUCCUGGCCCCUGCUGGAGGCAGCAGGACUGUCUGAGAUUCUGCUAAACUCACAAUCAGGUGAGUGCAGCAUGACAUUUACCCAGUACAGCUCCACUGGAGCGGUAAUUAGGGAGUUUGCAGCGUUGGGGGAAAUGUUGUUCUGCUUAACCGGCCGCUGUCCUCAAGAGUAUGAACACUACGGCUGCUACUGUGGACAGCAGGGUAGUGGAAUUCCUCAAGACCACCUGGACCGGUGCUGUUUUCUUCAUCAGUGUUGUCUGGAGCAGCUCACAUUGCUGGGCUGCAGGAGAGAUAGGAAACUCAACAUUCACAUCAACUGCCACAAUGGCAAACCCCAAUGUCUGGGAGUAAGUGUAUGUGAUCGACUGCAGUGUGUGUGUGACCGCACCACGGCCAAGUGCAUGGCAGCAUCUCAUUUCAACCAUUCGGUCACCUCCAAGUGUUAUGGGCCCCGCCCCCUCUGCAUGCAUAGACCACGCCCACCACCACAACCCACCAAUGAUGACUCCAGCCAGGAGAGCUCAGAAACUGCCAAAUCAGAACUACAAACACACACAGGGCCUCAGCAAACACUCCACACACAUAGUACACCUGGAGGGGGUACUAGAGAGCAAGAGGGUGAGGAUGUAGGAAAACCAGAAGCAGAGGAGGACAAAGAAGAAGAGGAAGAGGGAAAUGAAGAAGAGGAAAGAGGAGGAGAAGAUGAAGAAAUCUAGAAAUCACAUCCUAAAGCAUAUAAACAGCUGUAAUACAGAGUAGUGCACAUCUAGUACACCAUGUUAACAAUAUUGUGCAAAUGAAACUAAACUAAAAUUCCAUACCUUCGAGGUGCAUUAAAAUGUUAUGGCACAGUAUAGAGUAAUUGUUGUUCUUCAGCAUGUUAUAUUUCCCUAUAUCAACAAGUCUCAUUGUAUUCUAGCUCAAUGGCAGAUAGUUAACAUGAGCCUCAGUUGAACACAAACUCCUACUUCAUGCAAGAUAAUCGGUAUUAUCUAGUG